Penicillium malachiteum is the source of this 2196-nucleotide messenger RNA. RefSeq names its product M3 family metallopeptidase. The transcript is spliced from 5 exons. Gene Ontology annotation, molecular function: metalloendopeptidase activity. The coding region runs from base 1 to 2196 and encodes 731 amino acids. Lineage: Eukaryota; Fungi; Ascomycota; Eurotiomycetes; Eurotiales; Aspergillaceae. Gene Ontology annotation, biological process: proteolysis; peptide metabolic process. The record is from RefSeq and is a predicted model, not a curated record. Gene Ontology annotation, cellular component: mitochondrial intermembrane space.
AUGACGCUGCCACAACCACUUCCUCGGGUCUUGACCACCGAGGAAAUUGUUCCAACGAUGAAAAAAAUCAUCGAAAAGUACAAUACCACUCGCGCUCAAAUUCUUCGAGAUGUUACCCCUGCCACUGCAACAUUCGAUAAUGUCAUGCUGCCAAUAGCUCAGAUCGAGAAUGCCGUUCAAGGAGACUCGGAGUUAGGGAUGAUUUAUAUGCUGCAAUAUGGGUCACCGUCCCUUUCAACCCAAGGUGCAGUUAGCGAGGCUCAGAAAUUGUACACUGAAGCCUCUGCGGGGUGGACUUUAGAUGAGAACCUUUUCAAGCUCAUCCAAGCAGCACGAGAAAAGCCUGAAUUUCAGACAUUAGAUUUGGAAUCACAACACUUACUGGAUAAGGAGCUUCUCGAGUAUAAGCACAAAGGAUGUGGUAUCCUACAACAAUCGCAAUCAGAGAAAGAUGCGUAUUACAAGACUCUCAUGAAGAUUGAAAGUCUGAAAAAGGAGUUCCAGCGGAAUAUAGCCAGGGAGUCUGGAGGCGUGAGCUUUACACUGGCCGAGCUGGAUGGAGUUCCAGAAAACGAGUUGGCGAAGUGGAAAGAUGAGCCAAAGAAAGAGGAAGGAUCCGAUGAAGACCAAGAGUUGAGUUCAGAGAAGAGGAAGUUUGUUCCUUUCGCAAACGGAGGAAACAUCGCUGUAUUAACAUAUGCGCACUCUUCUGAAACUCGGAAGACAAUGUUCCUGGCAGACGGUCAGAAGCUUCAGCAAAACAAGCCUCUGUUUGAAGAGAUUGUCAAGCUUCGUGCGCAGCAGGUCCGUAUUUUGAAGUAUGAUACUCAUGCCGAGUUCAGAAUAGAGAAGCGGACUGCACCGAGCACGGAUUCUGUGAAGCAAUUUUUGGACCAGAUACAGCCACCGCUUCAUGUUCUUGGUCAAGAUGAGAUUGCAGUUAUGCAGUCUCGACGACUGAAAGAUCUACACGAGAGAGGAAAAGAUAGUGAGAGUCUAAUGAAUAAAGGAUUUCCUCCUUGGGAUAAGCGAUACUAUGAGCGACUGUUGCAAGAAGAACUUGACAUUGAUCAACUGAAAAUCUCAGAAUUCUUCCCCUUGCAGAGCACUGCGGUUAAAAUGCUGGGGAUUUUUGCUUCUUUUCUGGGUCUUCGAUUCGAUUCUGUUCCAGCAGAAAUGCUCAAAGAUAAACUCUGGCAUGGAACAGUCCAGGUUUUCUCGGUUUGGGACACGAGAAACCAGGAAUUCAUUGGAUACCUCUACUUUGAUUUGUUAUGGAGAGAGAACAAAUAUCGGGGUAACCAAUGUGUCAAUAUUCAAUGUGGUCAUUUACGAGCAGAUGGAAGCAGACAAUACCCAUCGACAAUUCUGAUGUGUUCAUUUCCGACUCCAACACCCACAAGCUGUGCCUUGCUCAAGCAUUGCCAGGUCGUGACUUUAUUUCAUGAAAUGGGCCAUGGCAUCCACGACCUCCUAGCCCAAACCAAAUACGUUCGCUUCCAUGGCUACAGGCUACCCCCUGAUUUUGGCGAGAUGCCCAGCGUCAUGCUAGAGAACUGGUGCUGGAUUAAGGAUAUUCUCAAAGAGCUGAGCUGUCACUACACUACACUUGAUGAGAACUAUCUCGCAGAUUGGCGGACGCACCACCCCGCUGAGCCAGAUCCACCGAAGACCAUUCCUGAUGAGUUGGUCGACAAUGUCAUCAAGCAUCGAUAUUUCAAUGCGGGACUCUACUAUCUGGACCAAGUGUCGAUUUCGGUCUUCGAUCUUCAAGUGCAUUCACUAAGAACAGAUGAGGAGAUCGCGAAUCUCGACGUGCGGAAGAUUUGGUAUGAUGUCCGUGAAAGUAUCGAAGGUAUGGAUUUCUCGGAGUGCCGGGAUGGAUAUGACUUUGGGACUUUUACCCAUCUAACGGCUGGUUAUGAUGUUUGUUACUAUGCCUACCUUUAUUGCACAGCAAUGGCUCAAGACUUGUUUACCUCGGUAUUCGCAAGUGAUCCAUAUAACAAAGAUAAGUGGAGGAAAUACCGACAUGGAGUUUUGGAGUACGGAGGGAGUCAAAAAGAUUUACUGGGCAUGUUGGAAAAUUUCUUAGGACAUCCACCAAACAUGAGAGCACUGGUUGAGGGGUUGACAGAAGCAAAGGCCAGGAUCACACCUGAAGAUGUCAGUGAAGAUAUCAGUGUGCCAGUCUGA